AUGUCAAGCGUGACACCAGGUCCCAAGCCCGGGUCUGGAAGAAUCCGUCGAUCACGGCGGAUUUUUGAUGGCGAUGGGUUCACGCCGUUGUCUGGUGUUGCGAAAACUCCUCGUGGUAGAGGUCGUGGCCGGGGAAGAGGAAGGUCUCGUGGCAGUGGAAUAAGUGUUCGCGGAAGAAAAUCCGGCAUUGCUCGAGGAAAGUCUGAUAGACCUCGUGGUGGGAGCCAGUCUCAUCCCCGUUCCAAGCCACCGAGCGACAAUGAGGACUAUGAUGGCUAUUUCAUGUCGGACGAGUAUGACGAAGAUGUUGAAACUCGGGAGUACCUUGAUUCCGAAUCCGACUCGGAUUCCCUCGGUUUGGAUGAAGACUUUCUUGACAAUGUCAGCGAAGUGGGAAGUGCAUCCCCCGGAUUAGUCUCACGAUCGCCGUCUCCCUUACCUGUUUGGCUUCAAGAUCGUCCUGAUCUCCCUGUCUUGGUACUGCCGCCGUCUUCUGAAGACCUGCUUAUCGAAACCCCGCUUGUCUUGCGUGCAUUGUCUGUCUACGAACUGAUCAUGCAUUUCAGCAGGGCCUUCCGGUUAUCACCAUUCAGAUUUGAAGAUUUUUGUGCGGCUUUAGCUGCAGAAGAGCAGAGCACACUUCUUUCUGAAAUGCAUAUGCAAUUGCUUAAGGCAAUCCUAAGGAAUUGUGACCAGCAAGCAGUUACGUUUGGUGCACCCGAUCUCAGAGACGUCAUCAACAUAGAUUUCUUCUUCUUGGAUUGCAUGACGUGGCCCGCAGUGCUGAAGUCCUACUUCGAAAGCCAUUCAAAGUUCAUGGAUGCCCUUCACAUAGUAACCGAAAAGAAUUAUCCUUAUUGUGAAGCUGAAGAUCGUUUGGUAGUUCUGGAAGCAUUGGUAGAUGAGCUCAUGCUAUCAAAUUCCGUUCGAGAUCAAGUUAAUAAUUACGAUGGCAAAAUUCCGCAUGAGGAUCAUUGUCGAGGAUGUCAAACAUUGGGGGAAUUGUUGUGCUGUGAUACUUGCACUGCCGUUUAUCACCUGGGGUGUUCUCAACCACCGCUACUUGACGUUCCGACAGAGUCGUGGCAAUGUCCCAUCUGUGUCGCAGAGAAGCGGCUGUUCGAUUUGAAGGUUGCCGGCGUAACUGAUUGCGUGAGCCUUGGAGAUCGACUAUCCAUUCGUCAAGAGCCUCUCGGCUACGAUCGUCAUGGGAGGAAGUAUUGGUUCCUGUGCCGGCGUUUGUUGGUAGAGAAUGAAUCCACUGGUGAAGUUUGGUAUUACUCGACUGAGACCCAACUGGACGAGCUUUUGUAUGUUGUCGACCCUGAUGAUCUUGAAGCACAGUUGUGCGAAAGAAUUAUUACUGUUAAUGAAACUCUGCGAGAGCAGAUGAGAAUCACUUUUGAAAUCACGGAACGUCACAAAGUUCACGGGAAGCAAGUUUAUUUGAACUUGGAAAUCGACGAAUCUAAAAAGCGUAUAGAAGAUCUCAAGUAUGUUGCGGAAAAGGCGGCUGAGGAGAAAGCUCAGCAAGCUGCAGCGAAGGCAGCUGAAGCAAUGGAAGCAGAGCAAGUUUUAGCUGCAGCGCAGCUUGAGGAACUGAACGUGUUUUCUCAAGAGUCCGGGGAGGGCCAGUCGUCUGAGGGAGUUUCUAGCCGAGUUGAACCAAGUGCGCAAGGCGUGAAAUCCGCCGAGAUUCCGAAAGUAGGCGGAAUGCUGACAAGGAUAAAAACUGGAACUAUCAUGCCAACAAAAUAUGCCGUUGAAGAUGGAAAGUCUUCUAGUAAACCAUCUUCUCAACGAGUUGACUUAUCCAGACCAAAACUUGGCAGCGGCCCUUACAAAUUAGGAAUGGAAGGAAAUCAUAAGCACUACAUCAACCAGUACACCUCGAAUCCUCUGGCAUUGAGCAAACAGCAACAUCAAGAAGAAAAAGAUCGUCGCACUCAGUUAGCUCGUAAAUUUGCCCUGAACCAGGCGAAAGAAUUCGAAUGGACCGGCGUUGUCAAUGGAUCGGAAAACAUGUCAAUUCAGACGCUUCGACAAACCGUCCUGAAUCUUCAGCAGCAGAUUGCAGAUCCGUUUGUAAUUCCGAACUGGCCUAAGGUUCAUCCAACCUGGAAUAAGCUGAUUCGAGAUGCUAAUGCAGUGUCUCACUUUCGUCUUACGCUCACUGUAUUGGCACAAUGCGUCAAAACCCCCGUUUUGAUGUCAGUUUGGAACGAGGGUGGUGGUCACACGAGACUCGUGAUGGAAACCGUCACUGAUCGUGAGCAGCAAAAGAAACGGGAGAAAAAAGAAGCCAGAGCACGGGAGGCCAUGGAGGAGUUCAGCAAGAUACAAGGAACUUACGUCAAGUACACGUUGGGAUUGAAGCAUCAAGUUGCAAGACUCAAAGGCGAAGAUUAUCGAGUACACGGAAAUGGAGGCUGGUGUUGGGUUUCCAAAUCUCGGAUGAAGCGAUCAUUGGAUGCCCGCACUUGCGGUUUGCGUAAAGGGCCACACAAGUGCAUUGUGCAGACGUCUGGAGGACUCGAGUGUGUUACCACAGAUGAAAUUGAGAAACGCUUGGCACGAUUUCCUGACGCCCUGAUUCUUCCCCCGGCAUCAAGACUGCCUGACGAUGCCAUGGAUGACAUCGGUGAUAUUUUCAGUCCGGAAGAUGAUGAAGCAGAAAAGGAAGAAUCUGCCCAUGGAAUCUUGAAAGCAAAAUCGCUCGAAAGUUCACUGACCCGAGAGAAGUUGAUCACAUUGUUGCCGCCCGUGAAUCCAAGCCUGCUGGGUAUCGUCGACGUCAGCGCCGCUUUAAGUGACGAACUUCCCGAAGGCGGGGUAGAUGCAGAAAACGCGGAGCGACGUUCGCUGUAUCCAAAAUAUGGGAGGACUGGCGUGUUGGAUGGUUUAUUGUCAGCACGACGACUCCAAAUGGCGGAGGCGAACGAAGUCGUAGAAAGACUUAUCAUUCGGAAAGACCCAAGUGCCAUCACUGCCUUGUUGGAGGCAGAAGAUUCCAGGAAAGAUGAGCCGAUUCCUUUGCCUGAUAUUGAAGUGGAAGAUGAUGAAGUGCGGGAUGCGCUGCAGUUUUUGCGUGACUCUAACAGUGGUCCAGACAACCAAGCGGGUUUCCAAAGGAUUUUGGAACUUGGAAAGGAGACCUAUCCAUGGCUGAGUCUGCACUUCACGUGUUAUUCGCCGAACUGUCAAAUGCCUAGAGGUAAAUCUGCUCCUCCACCUCCGCCUGGGACUCCGCUUUGCUACUCGACCGGAUGCAGGAAACGGAUGGAGUGUCACAGACGUCUUGCUGAUUUAAAGAAAGCCCUAAUGGUCAUCAAAGAACAUCGCGACAAAAACAAAGCCGAGCAAGCCGUGCGAGAAGCUCAGCGUCAGGAGCGUCGACGGAAAAUUAUCGACGCUGAUCCGGGUCCCGAAGACAUCAUUGUGUAUCAGUGUAAAACUAAAGUGACUUUGCGUGCCGACGUUUUGACUGACGAGUUCCCGGCGAAACGAAAGCUCGAUAAGAAGAAAACGUCGGGUGGGAUCUCGAACUCGUUGAUCCCAUUGACAUCUCGAUUCAAGGGAGCCAAUUCCGUGUCAAAUCUGCUGCUUCCGCCGAAAUACGAAGUUCGGAGGUGCUCCAGACGCAAGGGAAAGUUCAACUUCUCAGGAUUUUUGUACAGUGCGAAGCAAUUUCCGCUUCAUUAUUGGCCGUAUCCUUGCCCGAGGCCCUCCUUCAAAACAACAUGGCUUUGGCAUUGUUCACGAAUGCGUUCAGUGCACGAGGCUGCCUUACAGACCAGGCUUCUUUGGGCUUGCGUUCGUUGGGAUUCGAUGAGCAUGCGUCCACCAGCCGAUGCGAGAGCUUUUGCUCCGCAGGUUAUGACGGAUGACAACGAUAUUAUUCGAACAGAGAUCCUGGAUAAAAGAACUUCGGGAGAAUUCAAUGAGAAAACGCAAUAUCUCGUCCGGAAAGUAGUCAUUCCAGUUGAUACUCCGAAAGCAUCCGUACGAGAAAUUCCGUCGAGGCUAGGUCUAAGAACUCGCCGUUCACAACUCACGGAAAACCUGAACCAGUCGCCAACUGUUGUAGAGGACUGGGUUUUCGAAGAUGCGUUGGAGUUGUGGGAGAUCAAACGGUUCCACGAAGGGUUGGAGAAGGCAUCUCAUCUUUUGAAAUUGAAAGAGAAGGGACAGCAUUUCAUUGACCAACAAACCUUGUUGAUGGGCGAGAAACGCGCCAAGUUGGAGAAGGAGAAUGCUCUCAAAGUGGAGCGUGACGAAAAGAGAAGAGAAGAAAUGGGCUGGGCUGGAUCUGCUGCGAAACUUGCUGUGUUAAGUGCUUCGAAAGAUGCCAACGUAUCGCUUUUGACGGAAUCGGGUUCUCCGACCCUCAGCACAAUUGCACCGGACGGCACGAAGCGACCAAAUGCCGAGAUGAACGCCAUGUUUGAAGAAACUUUGAAGCUACAACGAUUGAAGCGGAAACGCUUGGGCGGAGAACCCCAAUAUUCGACCUCUCCUGCCCUCAUGGAAAUGCGAAAGCGUGAAAGCGGUGGUGAAGGCGACUUUUUGGCAUUUUGCCGCAAUGUUGCGCAAAAAGAAGGCCUGAGCGAGUCGAAAGUCAAUCAGACAGAUGGGAAUAAAGUUGCCCGACCUCCGACUGCGAAUCUGUCUUCAACUCGAAUCGUCCAGCUUGGUGAUAAGAAAGGCUGGGUCAUUCGAGGUCCGCCACCAGCUGGAUUAGGCAAGAGCAUUCCCAGGCUUGUCAUGCAAGGAUCUCAACCAGGCUCACCUGCCAGACUCAUUGUUCGACAGAACAAGACUGUCCUUUUGAAACCCGAUAUGCCAUCACCAGUUCAGCCGCAACUAGAGACAGAUCAGCAAAACACAAACGAAGUAGUCGUGAGUUCUGCUUUAGCUGAACCGGAAGCAUCAAAUGCUCUGUCCGGGCAGCGAGUUGCGUUCACCCCACUUCCGGAUGGUAGAAUGGGCGUCGUCUCUCUUAUACCCGGUCAACAAAUAGUCAAAGCUGCCGACGGAACCCUGCACCUAGUCUUGAAUGCCCAGUCCGCAGGCACACAGGAAACCACGAUAUCUAUGGAUGAUGGGUCGCAUGUCGAAGUGCCGCAUUAUGACCCGAAUUUCGGUCAUACGGAAGGCGGUGAUGGUGAAGCCCUUCAUGAUUCGUUAUUGGGUUCGAGUGGGCACGUUAUGGUGCAGAAUCAAGUGCUGCAUCAAGAGCAGUUGCUGCAACCUGGUGAAGAGCUUUUAUCGGUUGGAACGGAACAACUGGUGGACGAGUCGCAGCAGUCCUUGUUGACCAUGUCCGGACUGAGUCAGAACUCGCCAUUGAAUAUCCACCGGGAAGUGCCGAAUUCACAAUCGUCAUUUUCUCGCGGUGACCACGGAUUUGCCGCGAUCAAGUCCAAAGCCAGAAGCAGGAACAAGCAGACUGGGCCGAUCGUGAGAAUAGUUCCAGGACCGAAUGAGCCCACCGUUCUUUGUGACGUAACCCUCACAGCGCAGCAGAAAAUCGCUCUCCGUGCCUUGCUGCCCGAUUCAAUGAAAACAGUACAAAACACAAAUCAAUCGAUUUAUAUUCAAUUGCCACCUGCGCAAGUUCUGCGGCCGUCGACUGGUGGACAGACGAACCCGUUGUUAUCCGAAGCCACACGUAAAAAAAUACCUGGAGUGAGUGAAGAUGAUAAUCAAGCACAAGCUUGCGUUGAUGAAAAUGAUCUCCAAGCCGCACUCGAGUCCAUUACGCGCUUUCCGGUUCGAAAUCGCCAGAAACCAAAGCGUCCCCAGAUCCAGAAGAGAGGCUCACUCGGCGAAGAUCAUCCGUUUGGCAGCUCGAAACGUCAGGAUCAUUUUGUACCUGAUGUUGUUGAGCACCAACCCCGUGCCUCGGAACUUAUGCCGCCGGUUGUUGACAUGCCGAUGGACUCGAGAGAAUUCAUCGUUACGUCGGACUAUGUAAAACAAACUAUCCAAGCGGCAUUGAAGCAGUCAAACCUCAGCGAUGGUAUGGCGAAAAAAUUGCAUGCUAUGCAGAAGAUGCAAGCGGAGAAAGACGCUGUUGCCGCGGCGACGAUGGCGACUGUUCAAAAAACAUCGGAUGAAGAUUACGACCAUUUCGGUGAACUGGGCACGCCAAAGAAAGUCGCCGCCAAACGUAAAGCGCCCGAACCUAGUCCCUCCCCGAGGAAGCGAGUUCUGGUGGAAAAAGUCAAAAAUUCGCAACCUGAUCGAGAAAUGCUUGCCGUUAAAACCGAUGAACUGCGGAAAGAGAUCGUGAGAAAGCGAAGCCAGUGGAACUACGCUUUGAAAAAGAAAUAUGCGAAAAGAGUUUUGGACAUGGAAAUGUCUAGUGACGAGGAGAAGAAGAAGCCAAGCGCAGCUAGAUUACCCGUGUCUUCCCCGGCAAAGAAGCAACUCAGCUUUUCUCCGCGACACAGAAUUUCGUCACCACCACCACCACAACCACCGACUGCGAAAAGCCCACGACGGGAAGACAAAAAGUUCGUCGAAAAACUUAACAAGCUUGCCAAGGAUGGGCGAAAAAGAAAACCGUCGGUAUCCGAGUCGGACCGAGAAAUUCUCAAGAAACCAAAGUUAUCGCCGAAGAGUUCUCCAAGUGCGAGUGGUGUAGAGUCAAAUCUCGUUGAUUGGUCUAUUCGCGGUAAAACGAAGGCUACCGCUCCGAAGAUGAAGAAUACCGAAGCCCUGGCUGCCAAAUAUCGCAAGAAAGUUGGCCGCAAAAGAAAAUCUGACGACGAUAAAUCUAAAUCUUUCAGCGACAAGAAAGCUGGAAGAAAUAAGGAAGAGCUGUUCUGUUUGUGUAAAACGCCUUAUGACAAUCAGAAGUUUUACAUCGGCUGCGAUUUCUGCGAGAAUUGGUAUCAUGGAUCUUGCAUAAAUGUUACACCUGCACAGGCCACCACGAUGAAACAGUACAAAUGUCCCGAGUGUCAAGCCAAAGAAACUAAGCCUGUCGCAUCGAAAAGUCCGGCUGUACCGGAGAAGGAUGCGAAAACGCCGAAGUCAACCAAGAAAAUCAAGUCUGAGAACGAAUCAGAACCCGAGACAAAACCCACUCCCGCGACUUCGUCGCGAAAAACAAAACCGCCCGCAAAGUACACCAGCGUUCCUGAAUCAUCACCCAACCCUCGAACGCCGAAACAGAAGGUGAAAACUGAGUCGGUGCAAAACGGAGCCGUGUCUUCCAAAUCGAAGGGAAAGUCGCCUAUGUUGACAUCUGCGAAGGCAUCACCUCUUAUUAAAACAGAGAAGAAGCCGCAAAAGCAAACCAAAGUCGAGGCUAAGUCUGCAAAGAAAGAUUCGACUCCGGUCGCGUCGAGAGGAGGUACCAAAGACAGUGUGAAGUCGAAAUCGGCUUUGAAGGAUACCGCGAAAUCUUCGUCGAAAAAAGACGUCAAAAAAGGAAAAAAGAAGCAGGACGCGGAUUCCGAGUCGGAUGAGGUCUAUUGCACGUGUCGCAAACCCUAUGAGCCUACGAAGUUUUACAUCUGUUGUGAUGAAUGCGGGGAUUGGCUCCAUGGAACUUGUGUGGGCAUUUUGGCGUGCGAAGCUGAAAACAUCAAACGGUAUUUGUGUCCCUCGUGUGGACCAAAGACUCCUUUGAAUAGUGUCAAUUUCUCAAGGUUGAAACAAAACACUUUGGACGAACUGAAGGCUUUCAUUCUCGACAUCAAAAAAUUGAAGCAUGCCGAUCCUUUUCUUGAAUUGGACUUCAAAAAGGAACCGGUUUAUAAGAAAAUUAUUUCGGAGCCUAUGGAUUUGAAAACGAUUGAAGAUAGGCUGAACGAGGGAGAGUACCUUAAACUCAAGGAUUUCAUUGCCGACUUGGUGCGGAUAUUUAGCAACUGUCGGAUAUUUUAUCCGGAUACUUCGGAGCGCUUCCAAGCUGCGACGAAACUGGAAGGGGAUGUUAGUAAAAAGAUAAAGGCUUUUCGUCGUAAGAUUGCCCGCAGCCUAAAUCUGGACGCUUCUGGCCUUUGAAAAAGCCGCUUUUAUGGGGAUCUAACGUUUGAUCGUUGAGCAAUGCGGACGAACGAUCUCCUAGAAAACAAAACGAUUGCCUGUUCGAACCUUCGGAGAACCGUCAUUUGUGUGCGCGGAGACGCUUCGGGUUCAUUUUUCCUUUUUGAGUUGCUUAUUUUCAUCACUGUUUUUUAUUAUUAAUUUUGUAUGGUUGAGGUUUUCGUGUGCAGAAAUUUGUAAUGUGAGAUGAGCCAAAUCGUCGUGCUAGACAUUGCUUAUUUAUUCUGUCUUACGUGGCGAUCAGAGUACAAUUCUUAAUCCCACAAGGUAAACGCAUAUAAAGGUUUUUGUAUAUUUGUGGAAUUCUUAUUCCUUGACCCAGCUUCUUUUGAAAGAUGUUAUUUUGAUUCUCCUGCUGACGUUCCGUUUGGAUUCACACGAAAAUGUGACCGACCCUUUGUCUUGGAUUUACUUUUCGCCUCUACAAUGACGAUUUUCCUUUGCUCUCGGUAUUCGGAUGUGAGUGGAAUGAAUUUAUACAACAUGAAAAGAAA
This is a messenger RNA of Notodromas monacha, 8555 nucleotides long. NCBI's taxonomy places the organism in Eukaryota, Metazoa, Arthropoda, Ostracoda, Podocopida, Cyprididae. The record is from the annotation of a GenBank genome assembly.